This is a messenger RNA of Temnothorax curvispinosus, 604 nucleotides long. RefSeq lists its product as uncharacterized. Lineage: Eukaryota; Metazoa; Arthropoda; Insecta; Hymenoptera; Formicidae. The annotation marks the transcript as partial. The record is from RefSeq and is a predicted model, not a curated record. The transcript is spliced from 3 exons.
AUGGAAGAAGGAGAAAUGGAGAUUGGCAACAGUUUACGUAAGCGCAACUUGGACGAGAUGAUGGGAGAGGAGGGAGAGCCGGGAUCGGAGGGGGAAGUAGAGAAAGAGAAGGAAAUUGGAUGGGAGGAAGUAGAGAGAGUGCUGAAAAGGCUGAAAAAAGAGGCGUGGAAGGACGGAGUAGUCGUUUCAAUAGCGAAAAAGAGGGGCAAAAGAGGUAGUGAACAUAGAGGGAUUACGCUGAUACCGACGGCGUACAAAGUGUACGCGUCGAUAUUAGCAAAUAGGUUGAGGGAAGAGAUGGUGGAGAAGGGGAUGAUUCCAGAAAGCCAAGCAGGGUUUAGAAAGAGGAGAGGAGUGGUGGACAACAUUUACACACUGAAUUAUGCGAUAGGGAAGCGAUUAAAGAGGAAAAAGAAGGUAAUGGCUGCUUUUGUAGAUCCAAAAGCGGCAUUUGAUUCAGUGGACAGGAGGGUUUUGGGAAAAUGUCUGAAAAAACCAGGGGUGAAUGAGAAGUUGGGAAAGAAAAUCAUGGAAAUAUACGAGAAAACAAGGAGUGUAGUGAGGAUGGAGGAAAUACGGAAGGAAAUUUUGGACAGCGAGAGGG